Molecule: messenger RNA, 2537 nt
Organism: Gambusia affinis (western mosquitofish)
Lineage: Eukaryota; Metazoa; Chordata; Actinopteri; Cyprinodontiformes; Poeciliidae
Product: transcription elongation factor A N-terminal and central domain-containing protein
Exons: 2
Coding region: 458-1444 (328 amino acids)
Biological process (GO): DNA-templated transcription
Cellular component (GO): nucleus
Source: RefSeq, a predicted model, not a curated record
AAAAAAAUAAAAUAAUAAAAACAUAUACACGCCAUGCACGAAGAAAUGAGAUUUAUAGUUUCUGCUUCUAGAUUUUUAAAUGCAAUAUUUGUGAAUACGUUCCUGACUUCAAUGUUUACCUCUAAAUAAGAGAAGUAAAUUCAGUACAGUUACAUUAAAGAGAAGAAAUAACUUUGAUAGGUAAUAGUAAAAUGUACGCAUUAGCUGAAUAAGGGGAAUAUUAAAAUGUAAAUGUAAAAGAAACACAUUUCUUUGCUGUGCUUUACAGAUAAACUGAAAGUUUAUGAUUCCAGGUGGAUAUGAUCCAUUUCCCUGGUUGGUGUUGGGUCUCUGGGAGCAGGAUGUCGCUCUAAUGUUUACAGACACCUAUAAAGACACCGCGACAACAAUCCGACCUACUGAAAAUAAAAGCGUCCGCCAGUUUCUCUGUAUCCUGUUUUAACAGGAAAAAGCCAAAAUGGUGGCAACAGCAUGUAGGAUGAUGCUUCGUCUGUCUGCAGACACAAUGGAAACAAAGGAAGUAGUCCACUGUGCUCUGCAGCUAGAGAAGUUAGCUGCCGAGCAAAACUUUGGGAGCAUCUCAACUCUGCUUGGGGAUCUUGAUAGAUGUGAUAUAUCUCCAGAGCAGCUGGAAAUGACGGACAUAGUCAAAGUGCUUUAUAAACUCCUAAAAACCUGCAGGGAGAGCAGCGUGAGGAAAACAGCGAAGAGUCUGCUGUCGAGGUGGAAGAGACGGUACGGGAGUGAAAGGCAGGGAAACUCAGGAAACUCCCGAGCUGAUUCUUCAGGACAAACAGAGGAUGGGGGGGUUUCCAAGGAUUCGGCACAAAUGGGUGGAAAUAAGGAGGACAGUGCAUCAGGACAGGAAUGUGAGGCUCCCACAGGAGAGACGACGUCUCCCUCUUCUGACUCUGUGAGAACCAAAUGUGUCCAGCUCCUGCUGGCUGCCCUCCACCCUGAACCUCCCGAUGGAGACAAGGCAGCAGAGCUGGCGGAGAGCAUUGAGUGGCACAUCCACCGUCUCCACAAAACCAAGCACCUCAAAUACAAAGCCUGCGUGAGGAGCAAGGUGGCCAACCUGAGGAAUCCCAAGAACAGUCAUCUACGCCAGGGCCUCCUGUGCGGCUCCCUGGCGCCAGAGUCCUUCGCUCGGAUGUCUGCGGAGGAGAUGGCCAACGCUGAGCUCCGGCAGCUCCGGGAGGAGUACUCAUCCAGGGGUGUGAGCGAGAGGCAGCUGCCCCAAGGGUUGGAGGGUACGCCGACGCAGAAGGUCCGCUGCAAACGAUGCGGAGGAUCAGACUGCAGGGUGACACAAGUGUCCAGAGGUGCCCUGUUUUUGCCUGCCUGGGUGAGGCGUGGCGGCCCUGACGAGGACGCGAUGACCUUUGUGACCUGCAGUGGGUGUGGCCAGCAGUGGUACCACAAUGGCUGGGUGUGCCUCUGAAUCCAAAAGCCACGUUGACUAUCUAGUGAUGAUCUGGCGAGGAAGUUAAUAAAAGCAGUUCUUUUCCUUUUAACUUUUGCAUAAAGUCUAAACAGAUUUGCCUGCUUGUUUAAAAGUCCAGAAAGGGGCUUCUUCUUCUUUGCUAAAGGAGAGCCGCUGCUAACCGGAACCAAGACUUUUAAAGAGUCACUCAUCACAUUACUGAUUCAUUUCCUGCCUCUUCCAGGCCUAAUAGCCCUUCAGUGGUUUAUAUACUGAACAGUGGCAUCACAUUACUGAGUUUAGAGCAGACAUAUUCAUCCAUACCCCCCCGGCCGCAGCAAAAUUGCCAAGUCUUGACCGUUCUCUUGGAAGGGGAAUCUCAAGCCUUUUGCAGCAGGCUUUUCUUCCCGGAUUGUCGUGUUUAGCUCCACCCGUUUUUCCCAUCAUGUCUUCCCAGCUUCCCCAUUCCCGCAGUAUGAUGCUGCUACAAGAAAACCAUAUGCACCCUCUGUGGGGUCAUAAUGGGUGUGCAGAUCCCUUAUAAAAACGGAAGCGAAAAAAAAGCUGACAAUUGCCCUUUCAUAUGCAGCAAAGUGGAUCCAGUGGAUGAGACUUGUGAUAUUCGAGCCCCGAGGACGAUCAGGACAGACUCGUGCCAGAGAAUGCGCCGCCACUCCUGCCAGUUUUGGUGUUUCUCUGCCCUUCAUCUCUGUUUACUUUUUGAAUGAUCUCAGUUAUUUUGUUGAAUAAAGGAUUUCAUCCUUUGAGUCACUGUGGCUUGUCGUGUUAUUGCUCAAACAAGCAUCAAAUAGGGAAGGAUGGCCAAAAUCUUUCAAAGAUCACCAUGCGGAAAACUGAUAGUAAUAUUGUAGCAUUUAACACUUUACAUUGGUUUUGCAGUGAUUCAAGUGAUGUUUUCGAAAACUUUUAGUGUGACGUACGAGAUGCGGCCCACGUUAAAGCCUAAAUGUAUUUCAUAUUUAUUUGUUUUACAUGAAUUUGUUUGCUAAGCUGCUAAAAGAGUCUUGUUUUGAAAACUACCGACAAAUUUCUGAGUUGAUAUUUGUUGUUCUCUUGUAUUUUGAAAAAUGAAUAACACAAAAAUUUUUUC